AUGUCGACGAUCGACAGGCAGACAAGUAGUGCUUUCACAGAGCCCGAAGACGGUUUUGCUGACGAUGAUCUCCUUGCUGCGGAUGAUUUGAGCGUGGAUCUUAGCGGUAUUCCACCAUCACGGUCGUUUCUGGAGAGGCUAGACUACGAAUCAGAACUAGGAACAGUCGAUCCGUUCGAAGAGGAUUUUUCUGCCAUAGCCAGAUAUGAAAUCGUAGAGGUGAUUGCAGAUGGUGAUCGAGUUGGAAGGCCUAUAAUCGUAAUUUACGCGUAUCGUCUUCCUCCUAGCAAAUCCAUAGAUCACGCACAGCUACUCCGGUAUUUGCAAUCAAUCCUCGAUAAGGUGGUUGACUUGGAUUAUACCAUAGUUUACUUCCAUUAUGGUCUGAGAAAGCC
Molecule: messenger RNA, 395 nt
Organism: Cooperia oncophora
Lineage: Eukaryota; Metazoa; Nematoda; Chromadorea; Rhabditida; Trichostrongylidae
Source: the annotation of a GenBank genome assembly